Molecule: messenger RNA, 1695 nt
Organism: Schizosaccharomyces osmophilus
Lineage: Eukaryota; Fungi; Ascomycota; Schizosaccharomycetes; Schizosaccharomycetales; Schizosaccharomycetaceae
Gene: nde1
Product: external mitochondrial NADH dehydrogenase (ubiquinone) Nde1/Nde2
Exons: 1
Coding region: 1-1695 (564 amino acids)
Molecular function (GO): NADH dehydrogenase activity
Source: RefSeq, a predicted model, not a curated record
AUGACUCUUGCAAAACUAUUUUCGCAAUCUUUGAAUAGACGUGUCGCUGGACUCCGUUCCCCCUUUGUCAACACGUCGUCGCCAUCUACUUUUGCUCUCAAGGCACGCUUCUUCAACACGUCUCGCCCUAGAGCAAAUGCUUCCUCCUCUGCCAAGCAAACUGCUUCCCCUUCUCCUCUUCCAAGCAAACGCUGGAAGAUUACAAAGCGAGUCGGUUUGGGUCUGAUUGCUGCUAGCGUCUUUUGCUAUGGUGUUUCCAUCUACAGAUUCCGUCAUCCCGAUGAAAAGCAACCUUUCCCUGACCCUUCCAAAAAAACUCUGGUCAUUUUGGGUGCCGGUUGGGGUGCCACCUCCAUCCUCCGAACGAUCGAUAGCUCUCUUUACAAUGUCGUCGUCGUCUCCCCCAGAAACUAUUUCCUCUUCACCUCUCUUUUGCCUUCUACCGCCACUGGUUCCGUUCAUAGCCGUAGCAUUGUCCAACCCAUUCGCUAUCUUCUCCGUCACAAGUCUCACUUCGUCAAGUUCUAUGAGGCCGAGUGCAGCGACAUCGAUAAAGAUAGCAAGGUCGUCGAAAUCCGUAGACAAACUUCUGAUGGUCAGGAGUUGGUCGAGCAAAUUAAUUACGACUACUUGGUCAGCUCCGUCGGUGCCGAAACCCAAACUUUUGGCAUCCCCGGAAUCGAAGAGCAUGGUUGCUUUUUGAAGGAAAUGUGGGAUUCCCAAAAAAUUCGCACCCGUAUCAUGAAGUGUCUCGAACAGGCUCAGUUCAAGAACCUUGAUCCUGAAACCCGUCGCCGUUACGUUCACUUCGUCGUCGUCGGUGGUGGUCCCACCGGUAUGGAAUUCGCUGGUGAAAUGGCUGAUUUCAUCAAGGAUGAUCUUAAAUCUUGGUACCCUGAACUUGCUAACGAUUUCUCUGUAACCCUAAUCGAAGCUUUGCCUUCCGUUCUUCCCAUGUUCAGCAGCAAGUUACGUGAAUAUACCAAGUCUCUUUUCGCUAAAACCAACAUCAACAUCAGAACCAACACUGCCCUCAAGGAAGUCACCCCGGACAACAUCAUCGUCGAAGUCAAAGACCCCGAAGGCAAUAAAGUCGAGGAGGCUAUUCCUUUUGGACUCUUGGUUUGGGCUGGUGGUAACCGACCUCGUCCUCUCAUCAACAAAGUCAUCCAUUCUUUGGAUGAACAAACCAACCGCCGUGGUUUGAUCGUUGAUGAUUACAUGCAAGUCAAUGGUAUGCAAGACGUCUUUGCCCUUGGUGACUGCACUUCCACUGCUUAUGCCCCUACUGCUCAAGUCGCGUCUCAACAAGGUGCUUUCCUUGGUCAAUUGUUCAACAAACUUGGUUCCCUUGACUUUGAAAAACCUCGCAUCGACAGACAUAUUGCCGUUGGUGAGGAAUUAGAUUCCGCCGCUCUCAUCUCUCUCGCUAAUGAGAAGCACGCUUCUACUAAGGUCUUCCGUCCUUUCAAAUAUUCUCACCAAGGCUCUCUUGCCUAUGUUGGUCAUGAAAAAGCAAUCGCUGAUUUGAAUGUUCCUUUCCUCGAUAAGCAAAUUCAUGCCAGUGGUUACCUUGCUUUCUUUUUCUGGCGCUCCGCCUAUCUUUCCGAAUUGUAUUCCCUUCGUAACCGUACCAACGUUAUGUUGGAUUGGAUCCGUACUUCCCUCUUUGGCCGUGAUAUUUCUUCCCUUUAA